AUUGCCAACACACUGAUUCCACCCCCCCCCCCUAAAUACGCCAUUAGCACCGCAACACACAAACAAGAGACAUUUUGUUUUGUUUUGAAUCUCUUUUCGCCUUUGGGUUUGGCCAUGCCAGGAACUUUUCUUCAAUGGCUUAGCCUAGUUGCUAUCAUUUGGCUUCAAUCCAUUAAUGGAACCAACACCAAUUUCCCAGCUUACUCAUCUCAACUCAAGCAUCUCCUCUCCAUCUCACAAAUCCAGCUCAAUAACCUUGCCUUUGCCUCUGAUGCUGGUAAACUGUUGGGAUGGAUAUCAGGCAUAGCUGCCAACUACUUGCCCAUGUGGCUCGUCCUUAUACUGGGUUCGGCUCUCGGGUUGAUCGGUUAUGGAGUGCAGUAUCUCUUCCUCAUAGGCCGUGUCUCCAACUUGUCAUACGGUGCCAUUUUCUUCCUCACUGUUCUGGAAGGAAAUAGCAUAUGUUGGAUCAAUACCGUUUGCUACAUCGUCACAAUCAAAAACUUCCCCCUCGACCGUCAACUUGCCAUCGGAUUGACCGGUAGCUACCUGGGAUUAAGUGCGAAAAUCUAUACAGAUAUUGUAGAUGUUUUCCCUUAUUCAGCCAUGGAGAAAGCUAAAGCCUAUCUUCUUCUUAGCUCUGUAUUACCUUUCGCCGUUAGUGUCGUAUCUGCACCAGUAGUUAGAGUUAUUAAUGUUGUUAAGACAAAGAGGGCCAAGUCUGCAUUCAUAUUGAUUCUUGUCAUAACAACAGCCACAGGAGCCUUUUCUGUCGUGGGUAGUUUGGGAUCAGCAUCAAGCGAGUUAUCACCAUUAACUAGUGCCGUUGGUAUGGCAGCGUUGCUAGUAGCCCCACUUUUAAUUCCCCUGGGUUUAGGACUAAGACUGCAAACCAAGCAACUUAUACCAGCCAGAAUAUUGAACAGAUUAAAUCCAGAGGAAAAAGUUCACGUGGAGGAGUUUAAUAAUGUUUCCAUGGACAUUAUGGAGAGUGGGACGAAAGAGAUUAGAGAAAGCAUAAGCAUCAGUUCCAUUAGUGUAGAGCUGAGCGAAAGUUGUAGCGGAGAUGAUAACGUAAGUGAAACAAAUGAUAUCAUCAGUGUGUUGGAGGAGAUCGGUGUGAAGGUGAUGUUAAGGAGAUUGAGCUUUUGGUUGUAUUUCUUUGUUUAUCUUUUCGGUGUUACACUCGGCUUGGUGUUCUUCAACAACUUGGGACAAAUAGCUGAAUCUCGGGGAUGUCAAGCAUCAGCUCUUGUUUCGUUAUCUUCUUCGUUCGGUUUCUUUGGCCGUCUCGUACCCUCUGUUGUCGAUUACUUUUUCUCAAGGAGCAAAUACAUGAUAUCAAGAACAGCAUUUGUGGUGGCAUUAAUGGUCCCAACAGGAUCAGCUUUUUUCUUGCUACUUGUCAACGACAGCGGCGAGCUAUGGCUGUACAUCAGCACCGCCAUCAUCGGAGUUUGCACCGGGGCAAUUACUUCCAUAUCCGUAUCUUUAACGACUGAACUCUUCGGGACAAAAAAUUUCGGCGUCAACCAUAACGUCGUGGUAGCCAACAUCCCGAUCGGAUCAUUCCUCUUUGGUUACCUCGCUGCCAUUGUUUAUCGCAGGGAAGGAAAUGCAGAGGGGAAAUGCUUUGGCAUGGAAUGCUAUAGAAAGACCUUCGUUUUAUGGGGUACCCUUUGUUUUAUCGGAACCUUCCUCGCCUUAAUACUUUAUGGUCGAACCCGAAAGUUUUACAACUCACUGAGAUCAUAGGGGUAAAAAGGAAGUCAUUAUAUUUUUAUACAAGAUUAAUAUACAUGAUUAAAAAGCUUGUUAGCUUAGCUUUUUAAAUUUUUACAGUGCUUAUAUCGAUUAAGGAAGCUGAUUACUUCGAUCAAUAAGAGUUCUGCAUGCCAUAUGUUCUUUAA
Molecule: messenger RNA, 1910 nt
Organism: Hibiscus syriacus
Lineage: Eukaryota; Viridiplantae; Streptophyta; Magnoliopsida; Malvales; Malvaceae
Product: protein NUCLEAR FUSION DEFECTIVE 4-like
Exons: 2
Coding region: 115-1755 (546 amino acids)
Cellular component (GO): membrane
Source: RefSeq, a predicted model, not a curated record